AUGCGCAGGGCGCUGCCGCCGCCCCACCGCUCCCGCCGCUCUGAGGAGGUGCCCGGAGGACAGCGGCUCCCACCGCCCCCCCCCUCCCCCUUAAGGGCACCCCCCGCCCCGGUACCCACCCCGCCCGGCUCCCCCCCUUCCCUCCCAGCCUCACCCCACCCUGCCCCAUUCCCCUCCCUCCGCCAGAUGACCACCGAGAGCGGGCAGCAGCGGCUGGAGCCCCCCGUCCCUCUCCGCUCCUGCAGCCCGGCUCCCGGAGCUCUCCAGAUGAGCCGGCCGCCCUCCUCCGCCCUGGAGACCUCCACCUCCUCUUCCUCCACCUCCACCUCCUCCUCCUCCUCCUCGGCGGCGGCGGCGUCCUCCAAGAGCAAGAAGGCCAGCUCGGGGCUGCGGCGGCCCGAGAAGCCCCCCUACUCCUACAUCGCCCUCAUCGUCAUGGCCAUCCAGAGCUCGCCCUCCAAGCGCCUAACCCUCAGCGAGAUCUACCAGUUCCUGCAGGCCCGCUUCCCCUUUUUCCGCGGCUCCUACCAGGGCUGGAAGAACUCCGUGCGCCACAACCUCUCCCUCAACGAGUGCUUCAUCAAGCUGCCCAAGGGCCUGGGCCGCCCGGGCAAGGGCCACUACUGGACCAUCGACCCGGCCAGCGAGUUCAUGUUCGAGGAGGGCUCCUUCCGACGGCGGCCCCGCGGCUUCAGGAGGAAAUGCCAGGCGCUGAAGCCCAUGUACCGCAUGAUGAACGGGCUGGGCUUCGGCGCCUCCAUCCUCCCGCAGGGCUUCGACUUCCAGGCGCCCCCCGCCUCCCUCGCCUGCCACUCCAACGGCUACAACCUGGACAUGAUGCCCAACGCCAUGGCCGGCGGCUACGAGGGGCUCGGCGGCGGCCACCACGUCCCGCACAUGUCUCCCAACCCCGGCUCGACCUACAUGGCCAGCUGCCCGGUGACUGCCAACGGGGACUACGGCCCCGACAGCAGCAGCAGCCCCGUGCCCUCGUCGCCGGCCAUGGCGAGCGCCAUCGAGUGCCACUCGCCCUACACGAGCCCUUCGGCUCACUGGACAGCCUCGGGGGCCUCGCCCUACAUAAAGCAGCAGGGCCUCCCCGCCGCCAACGCCGCCUCCUCCGGCAUCCACUCCAGCGUGCCCUCCUACUCCCUGGAGCAGGGAUACCUGCACCAGAGCCCCCGCGACGACCUCUCAGUGGGACUGCCUCGCUACCAGCAUCAUCCCUCCCCGGUGUGUGACAGGAAGGAUUUUGUCCUCAAUUUUAAUGGCAUUUCUUCGUUUCACCCUUCCGCUAGUGGAUCUUACUACCACCAUCACCACCACCAAAGCGUCUGUCAAGACAUCAAGCCCUGCGUGAUGUGAAGACAGCGCCCAACAGGGACAAUCAGGUGUCACUGAACAGAGCCGAGGUGUAGACGGACCCACGCAGAAUAAAUAGAAUGUGCACUCUGAUAGCAUUGAUAGUACACGAGUCACUUAGCAGAUUUGCCUGAGGAAGCAGUGUUUUCGGUCCCACUCCACCCCCUGAAGGACACGUACAUCCGAUAUAAUUCUCCAAAGGUCUUAUUAAAAGAAAAAUGCCUUCCUUGAUGUUUUGGGUUAGGGGGAACGUAAGUGUCCUUGUGCCAAGUCCUACCAUCUUAAUCAUAAACCGCCUUUCUGCAAUCUCCCAAAGAACAGAGCUUUGGGAAAGGGAACAAUUCGACACAUUUUUAUACGAGAAAGUGUCUUUGUAUAAGAAAAAUAAACGUCUCCGCACCUGCGAGGACUCCCCCUUCUGUUACCGCAUUAGUGGGAAAUGUACUUUUUUGUUGUGUUCUCUCCCC
Molecule: messenger RNA, 1829 nt
Organism: Prinia subflava (tawny-flanked prinia)
Lineage: Eukaryota; Metazoa; Chordata; Aves; Passeriformes; Cisticolidae
Gene: FOXF2
Product: forkhead box F2
Biological process (GO): regulation of transcription by RNA polymerase II; animal organ morphogenesis
Cellular component (GO): nucleus
Molecular function (GO): RNA polymerase II cis-regulatory region sequence-specific DNA binding; DNA-binding transcription factor activity, RNA polymerase II-specific
Source: RefSeq, a predicted model, not a curated record